AUGGAUGAAAGAGAAUUUCCACCAAAUGAUCUACAAAUAGACUCAAAGGACAGUCUUCCUGCUAACUAUAGAGUGGAAAGUUUGGCAUCACAUUUGGUUUCUUCAGCUGACGAAAAUGAAAAUCAACUUGACAGUGAUGGGAAUGAGGUUCUGACCGGUAGUAGCAUUGCCAUGGGGCGACAGGAUAGAGGUGAGCAGGACAGCAUCAAUAAUAAUGAGAAUAUGGACAGUGGUGACUGCACCCCAAGCUGUAUGGGAAGUGAGACUGAGAGGAGACCUGUAAAUGUCCAUAUGGAUCCCCAGCUGGAGGAAAAUCCUAUCACAGAAAAACAGCCAAGUGGAAAAAGAAGUCCAAGAAGCAAAAGAAGCUCCAGUAAAAAAUCCAAAGGAGUUCCUCCAGCAGGAACCACAGCAAUCAAGGAGGAAAACACUCUUAUUACAGACACAGAAUCUGUGCAUGCUGAAGGUGCUGUUGAAGCAAAUGAAAACUUUCACCAAAAAGAACAAAACCAAAAGUUGCAGUCUCUUUUCUCUUUGCUCCGUGAAGAGGUUGAGCAGUUGGAUUCAAAGAUACUGCCCCUGUGUCUCCAUCAGAUAGCUGAGACCUAUUUUCAAGAGGAGGAAUAUGAGAAGGCGAUGAAGUUCAUUCAACUUGAACGACUAUAUCAUGAGCAACUGCUUGCAAAUCUUUCUUCCAUACAGGAGCAGUGGGAAAGAAAAUGGAAAACAGCAGUUCCAAGUUCAAUUACAACACUGAGGAAUUCAAGUAAGGAACUAAGUGGUGAAGAGUUGGAAAAGCUUACGAGAGUUUGCUCUUCACAUCAGCAGCCACAAGCACCCAAAAGUAAGCUAAUAGCUGCAGAAAAUACAUGGGAACGUGUUUGUUUGCUUCAGUUAAUGGAAUCAGAAAAUUUGAAGGGAAGAGAAGCUACUGCUUUCAAACCAGGUACUGAAACUUGUCCUGGCGUUGGACCAAAGAAAGAAGAUAAACAGCUGAGCACUAGCUCUCCAGGGGAAAACAAAACUGAGAGAGAGACAGAGGCAGCAAGCCUUUGGGUAGCUGCAGGAAAGGACCACAUGGAGGAGCAGCACUGCAGUGCUGAAUCUACGUUGGAGCCACACACCCAGUCCACAGGGACAGUGGGCAGGCCUUCUUUAGGCUGUUUAUCAUCUGGGGAUGCCAGUAAAGAUAACAGUUUGCAGCUGAGAGAAGGACAGCUCUCUAAGGAUGCAGAACAACUAGAAGGCACAGCUGGGGAGCCUGGAGUGAAACUCCCUCCGCAGCCAAUGGUCGAUGCUUUGGUUUUAACAGAUGCUGAUUAUAUGCCUACUAAUUUGGUUCCUACUGAUAAAGAUGUGCAAACGAAUAGAAAUCUGCUCAGGUCAAAAUAUGCUCCUGGCUCAUCAGAAAUUGCCAGUGGCCAGCUUGGAAAUAGUGAUUUAGAGCAGCAACAGGAACAGCCUGAUGAUGACGAAAAAACUUUGCAGGACAGAACUGCAUCAAGUGUGUGCACUGGGUGCAAUAAAGUGUCUGAGCCUGAGAGUGCUGCCCAUUCACAAGUAUGCAAGGAAGUACAGAGAACUGCAGGACAGGAGCAGAAGAUAAAUAAUGAAGAACAAGAAGAUUUAUUUCUCAGAUUUUUAAAUGGUAACAUAAUAGACACCGAAGAAUCAUUUGCAAACUUAACAAACCAAGAGGACUUGGACACUGUUUCAGAUAUUUCACCUGAACAAGCAUCUUACAACUCUCUGGAAGAUUUAUCACUAGAUGACAGCUUUUCUUCUCUUGAUGAGCUUGCAAGAAGGAUAGAGAUUGCUGAGAUUGCCCCAGCAGAGGGAUUGGUGUCUAUAUUAAAGAAGAGAGAUGACAGGGAAGGAAAAACAAUUGCUCAAGUCCAGCAAAGGCAAACAAAGAGAAGAGUGCGAUUCCAAGAAACAGAAGACACACUGGAUCAAGAUGAAGUAGCUGGUGGCUCCUGUGUUUUGCUGAUCCUGCUGUGCGUAGCAACUGUUUUCCUUAGCAUUGGAGGAACUGCAUUGUACUGCACCUUUGGUGACAUGGAAUCCCCUGUGUGUUCUGAUUUUGCAACCAACAUGGAUUUCUAUUAUACCUACAUAUUGCAACGUAUGGAAGAACUCAAACACUGGAUAGCCUUUUCAUAG
This is a messenger RNA of Chaetura pelagica (chimney swift), 2163 nucleotides long. It is a transcript of the gene CNST, whose product is annotated as consortin, connexin sorting protein. Gene Ontology annotation, molecular function: connexin binding. The transcript has 10 exons. Gene Ontology annotation, biological process: positive regulation of Golgi to plasma membrane protein transport. NCBI's taxonomy places the organism in Eukaryota, Metazoa, Chordata, Aves, Apodiformes, Apodidae. Gene Ontology annotation, cellular component: transport vesicle; trans-Golgi network; plasma membrane. The record is from RefSeq and is a predicted model, not a curated record. The coding region runs from base 1 to 2163 and encodes 720 amino acids.